Zygosaccharomyces rouxii is the source of this 1506-nucleotide messenger RNA. It is a transcript of the gene HRR25, whose product is annotated as serine/threonine protein kinase HRR25. The transcript has a single exon. Gene Ontology annotation, biological process: peptidyl-serine phosphorylation; signal transduction; endocytosis. Gene Ontology annotation, cellular component: nucleus; cytoplasm. The record is from RefSeq and is a predicted model, not a curated record. Bases 1 to 1506 code for a protein of 501 amino acids. Gene Ontology annotation, molecular function: ATP binding; protein serine/threonine kinase activity. Lineage: Eukaryota; Fungi; Ascomycota; Saccharomycetes; Saccharomycetales; Saccharomycetaceae.
AUGGAUUUGAGGGUUGGUAGAAAGUUUCGUAUUGGGAGAAAGAUUGGUAGUGGGUCUUUUGGUGACAUUUACCAUGGUACUAACUUGAUAAGUGGUGAAGAAGUAGCGAUUAAAUUAGAAUCUAUUAGAUCAAGGCACCCACAAUUAGAUUAUGAGUCCAGAGUUUAUAAAUACUUGAGUGGUGGAGUGGGAAUACCAUUCAUACGCUGGUUUGGUCGUGAAGGAGAAUACAAUGCUAUGGUGAUCGAUCUGUUAGGACCAUCAUUAGAAGAUCUUUUCAACUAUUGUCAUAGGAAAUUUACCCUUAAAACGGUAAUCAUGUUGGCUUUGCAAAUUAUUUGUCGUAUUCAGUACAUUCAUGGUAGAUCAUUUAUCCACAGAGAUAUCAAACCUGAUAAUUUCUUAAUGGGGGUUGGCCGUCGCGGAUCAACGGUUCAUGUUAUUGAUUUUGGUCUUUCCAAGAAAUACAGAGAUUUUAACACUCACAGACAUAUUCCCUACAGAGAGAAUAAAUCUUUAACCGGUACGGCAAGAUAUGCAAGUGUUAAUACGCAUUUAGGGAUCGAACAAAGUAGAAGGGAUGAUUUAGAAUCCUUGGGUUACGUUCUAAUCUAUUUCUGUAAGGGAUCACUGCCUUGGCAAGGUUUAAAGGCAACGACAAAGAAACAAAAAUACGAUCGUAUUCUUGAGAAAAAAUUGUGCACCAGUGUGGAAACUCUAUGUGCAGGAUUACCACAAGAAUUUGCGGAAUACAUGCUAUACUGUAGAAAUUUGAAAUUUGAUGAAAGACCUGACUAUUUGUAUUUGGCACGUCUUUUCAAAGAUUUAAGCAUCAAAUUGGAAUAUCAUAAUGACCAUCUUUUCGAUUGGACAAUGCUAAGAUAUACUAAGGCAAUGGUAGAAAAGCAACGGGAUUUGCUAAUGGAUACACCUCAAGAUAAUUCUGCGAAUGCUGCUACUGAUAAUAACAAUAUGAAUGCCGCUUCUAAUACACCUAAUAACAACAACAACAACAACGGUUCAUCUCAAGCGGCUGUAAAUCCAAAUUCAAAGAGCGAUUCUUUCAAUAAAGUUAAACUGCUAGCGAUGAAAAAGUUCGCUACCCAUUUCCACUACUGUAAGAAUGAGGAUAAACAUCAUCCAACACCUGAAGAGAUUAAGCAACAAUCAAUUCAAAAUAGUAAUGCAGCUGCGUUGUUACCAGAGGAAUUAUUAAGUGCCAUUGAUAAAGGUAUGGAAUCAUUGAAGCACCAGCAUAAUCAAGCACCAGCUCCCGCACCAGCACAAGCAGUUGCAGCAGCCGCAGUAACGUCCCAAACUGCAGCCGCUGCCGGAGCAAAUGCAACUGUUACAGCUCCUGAACCAUUGUUACAACAACAACAAAAGGAAUCUCAGUACCAACCACAACAACCUUUACCACAAAGAACUACACACUAUCCACCUCAACCCUCUCAACCGUUACAGGCAAAACAGGAGAAGCCUCAAGGGGAAGACAUAUGGCUAUAG